CUUAUGUCCGGUUAAUUUUCAGUGAGCGGGAAUGACGAUAUCGUGCGCUAGACCGGCACUUCCGCACGACCUGCGAAGGGACCUGCAGAGAAGAUCAAAGUAGAGAUAAAAGAAGCAUUUGUUCCCGGUGCUUCUUUGAUCCAGAGACUUCUGAUAAUUCUUCACCCUAUCCUCUAAUACCACUCGCCACUAUUAUCAACAUGUCUCCUGCUACCACCAACGGCAAUGUUCAGACCGUCAAGCUGGGCACACACUUCUGUGGCUCAGAGUCCGGCAAGGCUGUCGCCGUGUCGGACCGAAGCCGAACAGUAGGCCCCAACGAUGUUGUUAUCGACAUUGUGGCAAGUGGUCUUUGCGGCACUGAUCUGCAUUACCGCAAGGCCAAGGGCAUGGCUCUGGGACACGAGGGAGUUGGUGUCGUCUCCCAAGUCGGCAGCGGUGUGACUUUUGUCGAGGUCGGCGCUCGCGUUGGAUGGGGUUACAACCACCUCUCUGACCUCAAGUGCAACUAUUGCCUGACUGGCCGCGACACCCUCUGCCAGCAGAGGCAGAUGUACGGUGCUGCCGACCAAGACCAGGGAUCAUUGGGUGACAGGUUCGUCAUCAACGAGGCCUUUGUCCACGUCAUCCCUGACAACCUGCCAUUGCGAUAUGCCGGUCCUCUGCAGUGUGGUGGUGCCACUGUCUAUGGUUCCAUCGUUCAGGCUGAUAUCAAGCCAUGGCAGCGUGUAGGAGUUGUCGGCAUCGGUGGACUUGGUCACUUGGCCAUCCAGUACCUCAAGGCAUGGGGCUGUGAGAUCGUUGCCUUCUCCACUACCGAGAACAAGGAGCAGGAGGCCCGAAAGCUGGGUGCUCACGAAUUCGUUGCUACCAAGAGCAACCCUGAAUUCAAGGGCGUGAAGCCAGUGGACCACCUCCUUAUCUCCACCGACCGACAGCCGGACUGGAAGCAGUUCUUCAACAUUGUCGCACACGACGGUACCAUUGUGCCCCUGAGUGUGUCGAACGAGGAGAUGAAGGGCGUGCCUUACAUGGCCAUCAUCGCCAAGCAGCUCAAGAUCGUCGGCAGUCUUGUCGCCAACCGUGGUAUCCACAGGGAUAUGCUCACCUUCUCUGCCCGUCACGGCAUCAAGCCCAUCACUGAAGAGCUGCCCAUGACCGAGGAGGGAGUCAACGAGGCUCUGGACCGCCUUACCAAGGGAGACGUACGAUACCGCUUCGUGCUCACCAGUGACAGGAAGGACCCUCUGUUCAAGUGACUGCUCAGCAGCAGCAGAUUAUAAGGGCAGUAGACCAUAGACAUAGAGACCCUCGGCUUGACGAGUAAUCAGAUGCUCCAUCGUAUAGACUGUAUUUAGUGACUAGUAACUCCAAAUAGACUAUAGAAGCAGCCACCGCUGCACAACAAUUCUUCUCACAGAAGAACUUCGACCCUCGCCUUUACAAUGUCUGAAGAAUGUGCGUCU
Messenger RNA from Microstroma glucosiphilum, 1466 nucleotides. Its product is annotated as putative NADP-dependent alcohol dehydrogenase. The transcript has 2 exons. The record is from RefSeq and is a predicted model, not a curated record. Gene Ontology annotation, molecular function: zinc ion binding; alcohol dehydrogenase (NADP+) activity. Bases 201 to 1259 code for a protein of 352 amino acids. NCBI's taxonomy places the organism in Eukaryota, Fungi, Basidiomycota, Exobasidiomycetes, Microstromatales, Microstromataceae. Gene Ontology annotation, biological process: alcohol metabolic process.